UUUUUUUUGUUGAAUUUUUUGAUGGAAUGCUUGAAGUCGGAAGUGGAAUUUGAGCUCGGUUUUUGUGGAAAUGGUGGUCUAGUUCUUGGAUUCUUAGGGUUUUGGUAGUGGCUAAGCUCGUCUUGGAUUUUUUUUUUUUGGUUUCUGAUUUUGGAAGUUGAGGAAUUUUGGUUAGUGUGAAAAUGUAGGAAAUGAAUAAAAUGUGAUUUUGGUGCAAUGUGGCUGUGGCUCUGUUAGUUUGGGUAUGGUUUGUACUAAAGAUCAUAGUAAGGUAACAUUUCGAUGAAAAGAGUCGGUUUUGGUCAUAAAUAUAUUCUCUUAGGAAUUUAAUUUAGUUUGGCCUAGUUAUUUGAUUUUGGAAUUUAAUGGGAAAAAAGUGGUAAGGUGAAGCGUAAGAAAAGAUUUUUUUUGGUAAUUUGUUGUGCAUUGUGUGAUUCUUGUUCGGAGGAUUUUUUCUUGACUUAAUGGAAUAUAGAGGAGUUUGUGGCGCAUUCUGACAAUAUUAACUGUCUAAAUAUUGGGAAAAAGGCGUGCCGACUUUAUGUCACUGGCGGUGACGAUCACAAAGUCAAUCUAUGGACAAUUGGCAAACCUACUGCGUUAAUGAGUCUCACUGGUCAUACAAGUCCAGUUGAAUCUGUAGCUUUUAAUUCGGCAGAAGUUUUGGUUCUUGCUGGAGCUUCUACUGGUGCAACAAAAAUAUGGGAUCUGGAGGAAACAAAGAUGUAGUGGUUCGCACACUUACUGGACACAGAUCCAGCUGUUCAGCUGUUGAAUUUCAUCCAUUUGGUGAGUUCUUUGCUUCUGGUUCCAUGGACACUAAUCUGAAGAUCUGGGACAUUAGAAAGAAGGGAUGCAUCCACACAUACAAAGGUCAUACCCAAGGCAUUAGUAAUAUUAAGUUCACUCCCGAUGGUCGAUGGGUAGUUUCUGGUGGGUUUGACAAUGUUGUAAAGGUGUGGGAUCUAACUGCUGGGAAGCUCUUGCAUGAUUUUAAAUUCCAUGAAGGACAUAUUCGGUCUAUAGAUUUUCAUCCCCUUGAGUUUCUCUUGGCGACAGGUUCAGCAGACAGAACUGUGAAAUUCUGGGAUCUGGAAACUUUUGAACUGAUUGGAUCUACCAGGCCUGAGCCUACAGGAGUACGCGCAAUUACUUUCCACCCUGAUGGGAGGACAAUAUUUUCUGGAUUGGAUGACAGUUUGAAGGUUUAUUCAUGGGAGCCUGUAAUAUCCCAUGAUUCUGUUGAUAUGGGAUGGUCAAGACUUGCUGACUUAUGCAUUCAUGACGGGAAGCUGUUGGGAUGCUCUUACUAUCGAAAUUCUAUUGGAGUCUGGGUUGCGGAUGUGUCGCUUAUUAAGCCAUAUGGAGCUGGUUCAACACCUGAGCAAAAUGACUGUUUAGAUGAGAAAUCUCAUGUAAAGUUGCAAGGAAUCAUGGAGAAGGUAGAGACUGGUAUAAGGGGUCCGGGUUUGCGCUGUACAUCUCCUGAUUAUGACACAAAGGAAAUAAAGAACAUAUAUGUUGAUUCUGCAGGUGGAAAGCCAGUUACCUCACAGAGAAUUAAUUCUUCAAAAGUUUUACCCCCAUUGGAUUUAAAGGAAACCAGUGCUAAGAAGCAGAUUCCUGCAGCAGGGUUGCUCCCAAAGUCUAAUGAAAAGAUGGUCAAUAAAUCCCUGGUUUCGCCUAGCAUCGUACCUCGAAGCAGUCCCAAUGCAAAAGAUUCAGCUAACUCUGGAAGAGAAUCUGUUGCAUUUCCGAAAAGGCGUGCUAUGUUGCUCAGACCAGCUCAUGUGCGAAGCCCAUCAAAUAGCAAAGUUGACAUGGAGAAGCUACCGUUGGCCGUUGAAUCUGAAACUUUCAGCAGUAUGACGAGAAAAUUGGAUGGUGCAGUGGGUCUCAGUUCUCAAAUCAAAACUGUAUCAGAAGAUAGUGAUGGAGAGGCCUGUAAGGAAAAACAUUCUGCAAUCAAGAGUGUAGAAGAGAAAUUUGAAGCAGUAUUAUCACUGAAGAGGCCCUCUGAUCAGGAAACCAGAAAUAGAUCCCUCAAUAACAGCAAGGAAAUGAGCCCUGUUAAAGUUGUCAAUGGAGUUGCCGUUGUACCAGGAAGGACUCGCACCCUGGUUGAGAGAUUUGAAAGGAGAGAGAGAUUUAGUAGCAAUGAUGAUCAAGCAACGGGCGUAUUUGGUCCCGUGAUACCUGAAUAUCAAGCAACCAGCAUAUCUUGUACUGUGAUACCUGAAGAUCAAGCAAGUAGCAUAUCUAGUCCUGUGAUGCCUAAAGAUCAAGCAACUAGCAUAUGUAGUCCCGUGAUACAUGAAAUGGAUAAAGCAUUCACCAUGCAGCGAGAAGAAGAACCUCAAAUUUCUGGGAGGCACAUGUCAUCUGCAAACAAUGAUCCUGCUGAAGAUCUGAUGCAAACUCAUGAUGCAUUCCUAAGUACCCUUCGAUCCCGCCUGACAAAACUGCAGGUGGUGAGGCAUUUUUGGGAACGAAAUGAUAUUAAAGGUGCUAUCAGUGCUAUCAGAAAGCUGCCAGAUCAUUCGGUACAAGCAGAUGUGAUUAGUGUUCUCCUGGAGAAAAUGGAUAUUCUGACAUUAGAUCUCUUUUCGUGUUUGCUGCCUGUGCUUCUGGGCUUACUUGAUAGCAAAAUUGAGAGGCAUGCAAAUGUGUCAUUGGAGAUGCUGUUGAAGCUUGUAGCAGUCUUUGGCCCAGUGAUACGGUCUACCAUUUCAGCACCUCCAGCGGUCGGAGUCAAUCUUCAGGCAGAGCAAAGGCUGGAAUGCUGCAACCAAUGCUCUGUACACCUGCAAAAGAUCCAGAAAAUUCUCCCAGUCUUUGUAAGUCUAUCCUGUUAUUUUGUUUGUAGGAAGGGGGGCGUGCUGGCAAGAUGUGCUCUAGAAUUGAAUCUAAUUCUUCAAGAGUCAUAACAGAUACCGUCUGUCAGAACUGCAAAAAGGUGGCUUCGCUGAUAUAAUGUGUAACAGGAUUGCAUACACACAUUCAUCCCAAGUUACAGUUCCUAUCACAAUUGUCUCAAUGCUCUCUACCUCCUCUAGUCAUACACCGAGUCACUUAAUAUUGGUAGACUAGCUCAGGAAUUUUGUGAGGCAAAGAUUAAAGCAGUAUCAGUCUUGCCUGAGGAGCUUGAAGACAGAAGUAGUCAUCCCUUCCUAGGGUCAUCUUCAGCAUUACUUAAUAUCGGUAUACUAGAGCUCUAGAAUUUUGUGAGGACAGUCUUGCCUGAGGAGCUUCAUGACGGGAGAAGUGAUCCCUGCAGUAUUCGCGUUCAGGCAUUGUGCAAAUUCUCCUGAUUUUGAUGGUCUGAUGUGGGAGAUUGCAAUUUGUGUCUUCAUUACCGUGUAUCUAAUUCUCAUAUAUAUGUACAUUGCAAUGUAGAUCCUUCAAUGAUAUAAAUAUAAAAAUUAAAAAUA
Messenger RNA from Rosa chinensis, 3431 nucleotides. Its product is annotated as katanin p80 WD40 repeat-containing subunit B1 homolog KTN80.1. Lineage: Eukaryota; Viridiplantae; Streptophyta; Magnoliopsida; Rosales; Rosaceae. Gene Ontology annotation, molecular function: microtubule binding. The coding region runs from base 702 to 2927 and encodes 741 amino acids. Gene Ontology annotation, cellular component: katanin complex. The record is from RefSeq and is a predicted model, not a curated record. The transcript is spliced from 17 exons. Gene Ontology annotation, biological process: microtubule depolymerization; microtubule severing.